Molecule: messenger RNA, 3415 nt
Organism: Megalobrama amblycephala (Wuchang bream)
Lineage: Eukaryota; Metazoa; Chordata; Actinopteri; Cypriniformes; Xenocyprididae
Gene: arhgef33
Product: Rho guanine nucleotide exchange factor (GEF) 33
Exons: 14
Coding region: 461-2578 (705 amino acids)
Molecular function (GO): guanyl-nucleotide exchange factor activity
Source: RefSeq, a predicted model, not a curated record
UUCAUCAGACUCACAUGUUUCAAAGAGGAGGGGAAGAGAUAGGUGGGACAGAUGAGAGAGUGAGAAAGAAAGAAAAGUAAUAGAAAGACAAAGUCACUGAGUCAGAGAGCUCUCAUGUCAUUUCUAAACAUUUCUAAACAUAGAAGUGACAUUUCAUCAGCUUGUAAAAUUGUCGGUUUGAGCAAAGAAACUCUACUAGGAAGAUUUUAAACCACUGAGGAUCUGAAACAACAAUCCUGGAUUUGGACCUGGAAGACCAUCAGAUCAUGGAGAAUGGCAAAAUAGAGGGUAAACAAUCUUUUCUCUUGAAUCUGAAGAAAUGCUCAAAACUUCCAUCAUGCUUCUGUAUUCACAUAAGUAAUUGAUCAUUAACAGUGACGUCCACUUCAGAGUUCAGGUCUCUUUCUUGUAUAGGUGCAUGUUUCUGUCAGCUUUUGUGUGAUAAAGACUGUGUUUCUGUAUGAAAGUGUAUGUUUGUGUUCUUGCAGGUACAGGUAACGACAUAGAUGCCAUAGACCUUCAGAUGCAGGCAAUGUGGAUGGAGCUAAAAUCAGGAGUUGGAAGCGUGGUCGAAGAUUUUUCCACCCUACGGCAAACCUACAGCCGACUGGAGGAGAAAGUCUCCACCUAUCAGCAAGAAACUAAUGACAAGAUCCUGUCUCUCAGAAACACACUCAACACAAUACAGGAAGACAUGAGUACAGCUCAAACGCAGCUCUCUGAGGUCCGGAGCAACCAAAAAGACCUACAGAGGGACCUGGACCUCAUGCAGAGCACACAAUACAGGAAAGGCUCAAGGGGUUCAUUGGAUGGCCACGCCUCUCUGACCAGCCAAACAGAACUCAGUCUGAUUCAGCAUUACAUCAGUAGCCUGUCAGCCAGUUCGAACUCUUUUCCUGAGCAUGACGGUCAAAAGAAGUCUCCAGUUUGGAGGGAGAAAAAAAACAGCAGAGAUCUGAAAGAACAAAACAACUCUACUAUAACUCAGAGGCAGACGGCAGCGCUGGAGCUUUUGGAGUCUGAAAGAGUGUAUGUGUCAUAUCUCUCACUCCUGUUAAAGGCCAACAUCAGUUUUAACGGCUCAGAGAACAUCAACCUCAAAGAUAAACGGCCUUUUCCUCCAUCUCUGCGUUUCUUGAUUCAGCAGCAUCUGGAACUCCUGCACCUCCUCCAGGAGAGAGUUCUUAAGAGCCACUGGCAAGGCAUCAUGGGAGAUGUAUUUUUAAGGCUUACUAGCAAAGAAAGCGAUUUUCUGGACCAUUAUGUAUCGUAUCUACGGGACUUGCCAGAAUGUUUGACGGUUGUUAGUCUGUUUUCCUCUUCAAAAUCAGGCAGCUUACUGGAGAGUGACAUCACAGGGGAUGAGACACGUCCAUCGCUGCACUCUCUGCUUUUACAGCCUGUCCAACGUAUCCCAGAAUACCAUACACUCCUGCAGAGUCUUCUGCAGCAGACAGAGUCAGAGCAUCCAGACUAUUACCUGUUACUCGUGUCUGUGCAACAACUUCGAACUUUCAUGACCCAGUACAGCCAUUUACUGCAACACAACCAGGAGCUCCUCACACACGGUCAUGCCCUGCGUGAAAACACACAUAACCUGUGUACACACCAACAGGAGCGCCCCUCACACACCCGAAAAGAGCUAAGCAGGUCUACAGUGAGACAGCUGUAUAAAGUUGACUAUGAGAAAAAUUACAGCAGCAACAGUGCACAAAAUGAUCCCUCUCGACGUAACAAACGCUACCCUGACUAUGAAGCGGUACCCUAUCGCUAUGAUCCAGAAAUCCCAUCCCCUGUCUCCUUCCUGUCCGACUCUGACUCUCGCCACAAAGCUGUCUCAGUUCCUCUGCGCAGCAUUCCAGAGACGGAGGGAGCAGGAUCUGCCCUCUCUGAUGCACUGGGUACACUCUUUCCCUACGGAACUGGAGACUAUCGCUGCUCAAGCCCGUCUCAUUCCUCUGACUCCAGCAUUGAUAUUGCCUUUGUGCGCUGUAGUCCUUCCAGUAGCCCACCUCGACAAUCCCACAGUAGGGGACGAAGUGCUGGGGGUGUUGUUUAUAGGCCCAACAGGACCUGUGUGUCACCUGACUCUGCAGACAUUGUGAGACCACGCCCUCUACAGGCAGUGCAGAGAAAGAGCAAAUCACUGAAUGGCCUUCAAAUGGACAGUAUUGAUAGCCACACCCACCAGAUGAAAAACCCCACCCACCCGAGGCUGGAGCGUCAAUCAAGUGGCAAAUCAAGACUGAGACCCAGCAGUCCAAAACACAGAUACGAGACACACACUGACACAGAGGAGCCGCCACGACUAACAAAUCAAAAGGAUCCUAGAAGCCUGGUGUGGGAGGAGCUCAAAUUGAGGGGUGUGUCUGAUGACUAUGACCACUCCCCCUUGAGUGAACGUGGUAGGAAAGAAGGAAAAGGAUUUAGGAACUCCUUCAAAAAGCUCUUUAAGAAAAAGUCUGGUGGUGACGGAAAGGAAAAGGCAACAGUAAAAGCUGAGUGUCAGAGCAGUGGAGAUCUGGAGUCCACCAAAGCCCCUCACACAGGAGACAUCGACAGAGGAACUGCUGUCUAAACUGAUUUGCAGUAGUCGUUCUCAACUGGUUUUGCUUCAGGGCACAGAUUUUACAAUGAACAUCAAGGGGUCACCCAACACACUUUUUGGUCUUUAGUGUUUGGUCUCUAAAUAUCUAUUAAAUGUCAAUAGUUUAAUGCUUUUGACAACCAGCAAUUCAAAGAACAAAACAUGGUCGGCACAAUGCUUAUUCUAGUUGCAAGUAAACCUGUGUUUAACAUGGGUUUCUUUUGUGGUUUAUUACACACAAGCCAUCCAAAUUAGAUAAAUUUGUGCAAAAUACUGUAGAAUUUGAUUGGAAGCAAAACCUUUGCAAUCAGCAACAAAUGGGAAGUGUUUUCUCCUCCCUCUUAGGAUUGUUAGAAUAGGGCUAUGGUUGAGAAGCACUGUAUUUCUCACAAAACACACUCAAAAGAAAAUGUGCUAAAGCUGCUUGAUAAAAUUACUGAAUGUUUCUGACAUAGCACACAAAAUAUUUUGCAUGAUGAAUCAAUUUUCAAUAUAAUUUUGGGAAACAUCUUGCAUUGUUGAUUCAAGUAUAUACUCAAACAUACAAACAAAUAGGCAUACUUAUCCAUCUCUUGUUCAGUUUAUGCUGGGCUGCACUGACAGAAUGCAAAACUAUAUCUGAUAAAAUGAUAAACGAUAUAAUAACUAUUUAAUAAGUCAAUUUAACGUAAUUACAAUAAUUACUCAUAAAUAAAAAUGUUAUAAAUACAUGAUGUAUACUUUCUAAAUAAAAUAAACAAAUAAUAAAACAAUCAAAUGUCACAUGUAUAUACAUUUAAAUGGAACAUAAAUGGGAAUAAAGCAAAAAUAGUAAUAUUUUAAGAUAAA